Molecule: messenger RNA, 6233 nt
Organism: Malurus melanocephalus (red-backed fairy wren)
Lineage: Eukaryota; Metazoa; Chordata; Aves; Passeriformes; Maluridae
Gene: BRCA1
Product: BRCA1 DNA repair associated
Exons: 21
Coding region: 10-5313 (1767 amino acids)
Biological process (GO): chordate embryonic development; double-strand break repair via homologous recombination; dosage compensation by inactivation of X chromosome
Cellular component (GO): BRCA1-A complex; plasma membrane; BRCA1-BARD1 complex
Molecular function (GO): DNA binding; ubiquitin-protein transferase activity; zinc ion binding
Source: RefSeq, a predicted model, not a curated record
AUGUGAAGGAUGGACUGCUCAGUGAUUACUAUUGGACAUGUGCAAAAUGUGCUUUCAGCUAUGCAGAAGACCUUGGAGUGCCCCAUAUGCUUGGAUGUGGUACAAGARCCUGUUUCAACAAAAUGUGAUCACAUAUUCUGCAGGUUCUGCAUGUUCAAGCUUAUCAGCAAAAAGAAAAAAGGUGUGGCACAGUGUCCUCUGUGUAAGACUGAAGUUACCAAGAGAAGUCUGAGAGAAAAUUCCAGAUUUAAGCAACUAAUUGAAGGACUGUUGGAAACCAUCCGUGCUUUUGAGCUUGACACUGGAGUGAAGUUUUUAAAGAGUCAUGACUUUCCUAAAACAUCUGUGGAAGACACUGCUUCUGAGUUCCUAWGUAAAGAAAGUUCUGUCAUCCAAAGUAAGGGSUUCAGAAACAGGAGGACAAGUGCUAAAGGACAAGAAAACUGYACCUUGCAGGAAGCUAGUGUGAAUAUUCAGCUUACAGAUCCCAAAAUGGGUUGCCCAAGAAACAAAGCCCAGAAAUGUGACUCUCAAAAGGGUAUUUAUAUGGAAUUUGGCUCUGAAUCAUCUGAAGAGUUUUUUAAACAGGCAAACAAAACUGGGUUUGAGGCAGCAGUUCAGAUUUCUUCUCAAGAAAGAUUAGAAGAACUUGAGAGUGCUGAGAAAGAGAAUGAAAAUUCUUGCCCUGCACAGCCCAACAAGCUGAAURCCAAAGAAAUAACACUACUAAAUGUCAUAGGUGAAAGUGAUUUCUCAAAGGAAGGCUUGAGUGAGAAAAGCACUCAGAGCAUGGCUGGAUGUGCCAAAGCUGACCAAGUGAAUGUGACUGAAUGCCAGAGCUCUCCCUUACAUGUUCUGGCUGCAGAYCUACACCCAGAGCAGUGUGACAGAAUAGGUAAUGCCAUUCCCAAAGCAAAUGGGGACACACCAUCCUUAAAGGACGCAGAAGAAAUGGAUGAAAAGCAAACMAAGUGCAACAGUGAAAACCAAGAGUGUGAUUUAGAAGAUAGUUCAGAGGGCAGGAUGGAUGAAAGCAAGGAAAUGGAUGCUGUUGUACAAGGUGAAGAAGCUAUAGAAGCGUGUGAACCUGAGAACAACUCUUUCCAAGGCAAGGAACUUCCUCUGGAGAAGCUGCUUCARCCAGAGACAUUUCACUCCACCCCCAUGAACAAAGUCUCCAAGAAGAGACUGAAGCGGAGCAUUCAGAAAGUCAAUGAAUGGUUUUCAAAAAGCAAUGAGAUUCUGUCUUCCAGUUCUUCCCCAGCUGAAUCUGCUGGAUCAAGUGAUGCUUCAGGGGAAGGAGAUCUGUGUUUAUCAGUUAAAGAAUCCUGUAUUUCAGAAAAGACUGGCCCUAAGGUAGRUUCCAUGGAAAUUGCAGCAGUUGAAGGAAACAGGAGGCGGUCAAAACAAACAGCAGAUAACAUCAAAGACAAAAUAUUUGGAAAAACAUACAAGAGAGAGAGGAAAUCAAAUACCCCUUCUGCCUUGAGAGAUGCUUUGCCUGCUAUGAGAAAGGAAGAUGUGGCUGCUGAGAAGAGCCUGGAUAGUUUCAGCAAAGACAGACUCAAAMGAAAAAGGAAGACUGCCUGCGCCCUGCAGCCUGAGGAUUUCAUCAAGAAAAAAGAUACACAAGAGGCAGAUGGGGACCCUCAAAGUGGUAAUUGGUGCCUUGGAGAUGCUGARAAGAAAAGAUGUGAUGAAAGUGUUGCUGUUAAUGAGAGUCCCCUCUCUCAGAAUAGAGCAAAUAACACACUGACAGAACUUGAGGAAGGAGGAAACUCUACAUGGAAGAAAGCUACUGAGAAGGUCACCAGCAAGCACUGUGAUGGAGAAUUAGAAAUGUAUAGCUGUGAUCAGAAAAGCACCAAAAAAAGAAAUCCUGCAGCAAAAAGAUGCAGGCAUUCCACUAGAACUAUGUGUGCUCUACAGCUGGUAGUGGAUAGAAAUUCUGUUUCCCCUGAUCCAGCUGAGCCACAGAUUGAGAGCUAUCCAAGCAGUGGAGAGCCCAGGAAAGCUGAUUUGGAGCAAAAUCAAGUCAGACGCAGCAGAAGGCUUCAGUUACGUGCUAAAGAAAUGACAGAAGGARCAAGGAAAGGAGUAAAGGGAGUGAGAAAGAGUGACAGUGAUUGUGGAAAGUCUGUCUCUGGAGACCAAAGGAAUGUGGCAACUCCCUCUGCUGAAUGCCAAGAUCUGUGUGAGCCUCAGGAUAUGCUGAGUCACAAAYCAGUCACUAAUGUGAAGGGGGGUGAACUGGAAACAAAUGAAAUGCAGGUUGGUGUAAAGAAUUUAUCUGCCACUGCAGAAACUGGAAAAAAUCUGUUCAAUCCUUCAUCUUCACAUGAGCCUUCAAACUGGGGCUCCACCAUGCCUGGUACAGGUUCUGAAGACAGUGAAAUACGAGGUAGCCCUCUCCUCCUGCAGCCUCCCUCCGUGCCUACUGCUUCUCACCAGACUGAAGAGAACACUGAAUCACCUUCUGCUUUUCCCCAGGAGUAUGGGCACAAUUCACAAAGUGUUCCAAAGYUGCCAGUGGCUGAACAUGUUUUGGAAUUGCCUAAGGAAGCUGAAGACAGUGAAUUAGACACACAAUAUCUACGGAAUAUAUUUAGGCAUUCAAAGCGUUCAUCCUUUAGCCUGUUUCACAUUCCCAGGCAGGAAGAWUCUGCUUCUGCAAAUUUAAAUCCAUCAUGUGCUGCUCAGGUAGAAAACAAGCCUAGCAAACAUUUACAACCAGAAAGUUUGCAAGAAGAGAAAACUGCUCAAAGCUCGAGCAGGGUUUCUGAAAAAGAGGAGCUUAAGACUUGUGAGUCUGCCUGUGUUGAUCAAGGGACUCWGACACCAGCAAGAACAGGCACUGCUGAGACUGAGAGCAAAAACAGAUUGUUGGAACAGCAAGGCAAUGAAAAUCCAGUGUCAACUGACAUAGGGAUAGGAAGUGAGUUGAGACAGAAUCCCACUGAAAGUAGUAAAAGCCAAAGUGAUCAGAGUAACACAGCAAAGCACAGUUCCAAACAAACUGAUUUAAACAUGGGCCAGGGAAYAGGCUGCAGUUCAGAGAGCAGUCAAGCAGGAAAGACUGAAGCUGAUUGCAAAGAACCAGAUCUACAUUUUCAGUCCAGAUCAAUAACUUGUCCUGCAGUUUGUCAGCAAAACCCUGCUGAAUUCAGCAGUGAAGUCAUUGGGACAGAAAGUAGCAAAAGCGAAAGCAAAUGCACAGAGGAUGAAGAGCAAGCAGYCCAAACCCUUAGCACAGCAAUGCCCAAGUGUUUGGUUGCAGAGGCUCCAGAAGAACCUGUUAGAGGGAGCAGUGUUCUCACAGGUUCCUCUGAAACCCCUGAUGGYUUGCUGUGCUCUGAUACUGAUAUUGAGAACAGCAGCUUCUGUGAAACGGAUAGGAACGAGCAAUCUGCGGUGUUUGCAAAAAGUGACAACGCCCUGGGACAUGAACUGCMCAGCAGAAAUGCAAGUUCUAAGCCAAGAUCUCGAGGUAUUCAAAAAUCUCGAAGGCGAGUGCAGAAACUGCCAUCAUCAGAUGAGGAAUCCUGUGAGGAUGAAGAGUUACCAUGCUUUCAGUCAUUGAUCUGCAGCAAAGCAGCAAGCCCACCUUUGCAGGUUGAUAAACAAAUACCAYCGGUGGUGGAGUCUCCAGGGAGUCCCAACAUGUUUCCUCCCACUGGGAGCAAUGAUGACAACGUUAUGCAGGAAGUGCCUGAAGCUGCCCUAAACAAUGUGUGUGUUUCACCCAGCCAGGAGUCAGAAUGCUCUGUCAAUUUAUUUUCUUCCCAGUCCAAUGCAUCUGAAGAAUCUGUUAAUGAAGCACAAGAGCUGAAGAAACACUCGCCACAAGCUCCUGUAUCCAAACAAAUCAGCAACGUGAAUGAGAGUAAAGAAACUUCUCAAAAUUGUAAUGGAGGGCUGAGGAGAAGCAAAGAUGAAUGCCAAGARGAUCCAGAUAUGGGAGCACACCUAGGUGAAGCAUCUGGAUAUGAGAGUGAAAUAAGUAUUGUGGAAGAUUCAUGUGAGCCAUUCUCCCAGGGUGAAAUCCUCACUACACAGCAAAAGAAUGCAAUGCAAACUAGCCUGAAAAAACUUCAGCAAGAAAUGGCUGUGCUUGAAGCAGCACUGAAGCAGCAUGGAAGUCAGAACUGUGAAUUUUCACCCAUCCAUAAGGAACUGCCACAUUCCAGUGCUGAAGGAACAUUUGGAAUGGAUCAAAUGAGAGAAGAAAAUAAAAGGUCUCCAGAAUUGUUGCUUCCAUCUUCUGAUCUCCCUAACAAAAAGGGUUUAGACCUGGAGCAAGGCCUUGAGCGUGACAGUGUUGUAAAGAACAAAACUCCCUCUGAAAAGGCAAAUCCUGCUCAGGAAGCAGUGCAGGAAUACAGACAGUGUCAGCUUGAAACAGAAAACGCAGAGGAGCAGAAAUCUGAGAUCAGGCAAAACAAUGCAUCUGGCUCAUCAAAUCUUUUUGGAAAUGACAGCCAGAGUCCAGAUAACCCUUCCUCCUCUGUAAGGCUUUUUAGCCCUCAGAGUGCAGAAGCCACAGAUGAGCCUGGUGUAACUCAGGACACUGAAAAAAGCUGUGGCCAAGGAAACAAWKUGAAGAGAAGUGUGUGUUCUUCUCUACCUGUUCUGCACAGUGCAACUGGGAAAGAAAAUUCUGCAAGUGCAGCUGUGAYUAAGAGGAAAGAAAUGUCAAUUGUGGCAUCAGGCCUGAAUCACAGCGAGCAUUUGGUGGUCCGGAAGUUUGUGAAAAAAACUCAGAGCACUUUAUCUAAUCAAAUAACUGAAGGAACAACCCAUGUCAUCAUGAAAACAGAUGAGGAGCUGGUGUGUGAACGGACACUGAAAUAYUUCCUGGGCAUUGCAGGAAGAAAAUGGGUGGUCAGUUAUCUGUGGAUAAUUCAGUCUUUUAAAGAAGGAAGGAUCCUGGAUGAGGAGAACUUUGAAGUUCGAGGGGAUGUAAUCAAUGGGCGAAACCAUCAAGGUCCCAGGAGGGCUCGACAGGCUCUGACUGAAAAGAUCUUUAAAGACUUUGAGAUCUGCUGCUGUGGCCCUUUCACUGACAUGACUACAGAACACCUGGAGUGGAUGGUGGAGCUCUGUGGUGCCUCUGUGGUGCAGCAGCUGGACCUGUUCACACACAGACCGAAUUCCACUGCUGUUGUGGUUGUGCAGCCAGAUGCUUGGAAGGAAACCAYGGAUUGUAGAGCAAUCCAGCAGCAGAACAACGUUGCCAUGGUAACUCGGGAAUGGGUCCUGGACAGCGUGGCUUGCUACGAGUGCCAGGAGCUCAGUGCUUACCUCGUGUCCUAAGGGUGAGGAGCAGCUCUUCUUCAUGACACAAUCACUUCAUUUUGCCCUCUGAAGAUGGARUUACCCACUGUUCUUUAAAGCUUUGCGUGAACUUAAAGAGCUGUUUUGAAAUUGUAAAUGUUAAGGAAAUUUUGAAAGUUGGGAAAUGUAGCAUUUCUCCUUGCAGAAAUGGAGAUGCAGCAUUUGCCACUGCAGCCUGUUCUGUUUAGAAACUUGAGGACAGUUUGGAGACAGUGGCUUCAAAGAGGCAUGUUGGGCUCAGGGCUUGAAUUACAACAWCCCUGCACUCUGGAGUAAUCUCCACAUUUUCAUUUUGUUUAAAUACAGACCCUGAGUACUAUUUCAUGAUUAUUAAUGUAUCAGCCUUGGYCAUUGAUCGAUUAUGGUGGUGUUGAAACUGUACAAACAGCUUUCCUGUUAUCAAAGGGCCAGCUCACCCCAACCAGAAACACUUCCCAUGGUCCACAGAAAGCCAAUGAUUGAGUCUGGACAGAAGGCAAGAUUUAAAACCAGGAACCUGUACCAGUGCUGUUGGUCUGAUUUAAAACCAGGAACCUGUACCAGUGCUGUUGGUCUGAUUUAAAACCAGGAACCUGUAGCAUUGCUGUUGGUCUGAUUUCUGACAAGUGGCCCUGUGAAUCUGCUUCUAACAGUCUCUGCUUGCAAAAUGAGGCUGCAGAGAAAUUGGGUUUUUAUGAAAGAAAGUAUCUUGCUUGUUCCUGUUGCCAAGCAGUUCAGCUUCACCCCUGAUUUUGUACUUUGAGAGCAGGAAGAAUCUGUUCUCAUGAACUGGUUGUUUAAAAAGAAGAAAAUGUAGCUAAGUUCAGAAAAUUGUUUUGUGAUAAGAUGCUGCUGUUUUCAAAAGUUACAGAAAGUAUGUUUAUAAAUAUUUGAAUGCACAAAGGAAAUAAAAUUAUUUU